This is a messenger RNA of Neocloeon triangulifer, 1302 nucleotides long. RefSeq lists its product as uncharacterized. Bases 31 to 906 code for a protein of 291 amino acids. The record is from RefSeq and is a predicted model, not a curated record. Lineage: Eukaryota; Metazoa; Arthropoda; Insecta; Ephemeroptera; Baetidae. The transcript is spliced from 5 exons.
GGGGGCUCUUCCGAGGUGUCAUUUUGAAAGAUGCAAGUGCAGUGUUUGUUGCUUGUGCUGCUCGCAGCCUCGGGGCUCGCCUCGCCCACACCCUCAGCCACCGACCCCAAAAGCAGGACCGUAGGUCUCAGGAACCUCUUCAUCGGAUGCCUAAACUCGGAAUCAGAGAGUGAAAAUGGAACCGGGGAUUUCAUGAGCUGCCUCAACAGACGCCUCCGCGAUUCCGGGGGCGAACUCCGACUUUUGCCCGGAGUCACUUUGUCCUCAGAAAACAUCGACAUGAGUGGAAACGGAAAGAGAGCCAUGUCCGGAAGUGCCCUCAAAGUUGCCCUGCCGUGGCCAGAGAGCAGUGCCAGAUUCUUUGGCGGCUGGUCGAACCCCUCGUUGGUUCUGUCAGGGGGUGAGUCGGAAUUGGACAUUGGGGUGGAAGUGGAUAAGGACGAGCCCGCACAGCCCGGCGAUGAGGAAACAGGCAGAGUUUUCCUCAAAGCCAAGAAACUGAAGAAGCUGCUGAUCCCUCUGAUGAUCGGCCUCAAGCUCAAAUCCGCCCUCUUCUCCAUGCUCAGCUACGGCGCCGUCAUCGCCAUGGCCGCCAAGGCUCUGCUCCUCUCCAUUGUUGCAGUGGCAAUCGCUGGAAUCGGGGCGAUGAGGCGAAUGUACAAGGACUACUCUGAAGCGACCGUCCACUCAUACAGUUCGUACGAGCCUUCAUACCCGUCUUCGUCGUACCACCACCGCAGCUAUGGCUCUUCACAGCCGCUGGGCGCCGCGAGCAACCCGUUGGGCAACUUGGCCGCCGCGGCCACCGAGGUGCAGGCCCAGGCCCAACAGCAGCCCAACUACUCCGCCCACGACAUGGCCUACUACCAGCAGCCCCAGCAACCCCAGCAGCGUUACGGAAACUGAUUCGAGCGCUCAACCCCUUCUAAAUUAUUACCUCUAAUUUAUUUAUUUAUUUAACUUAUUGAAAUUUCUCUGUGCGACUUUUCCUGUUUUACUCUGACGACGACUGACUGCUCAAUUUCUUGACUGACACUACUUGACAAACUUUUUCCUUACAAUUUCUUGAAAGGGUAAUAAACUCAACAAUAAUACCAACCUGAUUUCUCGUUAAUUGAUUUUUUUGAUCAAAAUCUCUUUUCCUCGGACAGCGCAGUUGGAACGUAUUUCACAAACAGAUAGGAAAAAGGACACUUUAAGCUAGGCAGUAAAUUAUCUGUUGUUUGAUACAAAUUUAAUUGCAUUUUUCAAUCCAAUUGUUAAAACCUUACGAUAUUUUUGCUCAAAAUUUCCAUUUACACA